AUGACGUUGAUCGUGACGGAGGUGAAGCCGAAGCCGCGGCAGUUCGGCGACCGCUUGGCCUUCCAUGCGGUCGUGUUUCCGGCAAAACAUGGCGACCGCGUCAUGAAAUGUCUCGUGAAGACGACGUUGUCUUUGAGAGACAUGGGAUAUGCCCAUCUCAAGCGCAUGAAGAAGGGUAUCGACGCAGGAACGCUCAUCGCCCUCGUCUCCGUCGACGCGGAUGUCCACGCUGCGGUCGUUGCAGCGCUGCAUGACGUCGACGGACUUAAAUCAUGUAAGGUGGACGUACCAAAGCAUGCCGCGCUGUCUAAAGAAGAAUUCGCAGAAGGCAACGCCGUCUGGCCCAUGGUUUUCCAUCUCCAUCCCACGACCGCUCCGCUCUCUGCCGAAGACGCCACGACCUUCGUCUCCACAAUGCAAUCGCUUCUUCAAAGCAACGACACAAGCAUUGCCACGACAGAUGGCGGAUGUGCAGGUUCCCACUGCCUCGUAGUGCACCCCCACGCUCCUUUGGACAUCGUAGCGUCGGCCUCGAUUCCACCGACGCCAUCAAAGAAUCCACUCAACCAGCACGCCAUCAUGCGUGUCCUGGACGCGAUUGCCGCGCAGCAUGCAGCCCAAGGUCCGUCCAACGCGUAUCUGUGCACGGGCCACGACGUGUUUGUCGCCAUUGAGCCGUGCGUGAUGUGCGCCAUGGCGCUCGUCCACAGCCGCGUCGGCCGGGUCAUCUACCUUCAGCCGAAUCCGACCAGCGGCGCCUUGGGCUCCCGCUACUCUCUUCAUGGCCACGAGUCGCUGAACCAUCGCUACCGUGUGUUCCAUGUCCAUCAUGACGACGCCAAGUAACUUCGUCGCCAUGGCAUAAAUCCCGGAAUGUAUAUUUUGUAGCAGAUAUAGAUCGGUUAACUUUUCAACACAUUCCAGAUUUGAUUUCUCAAAAUGGACGUUUCUUCUCAA
Messenger RNA from Aphanomyces invadans, 957 nucleotides. RefSeq lists its product as hypothetical. Gene Ontology annotation, cellular component: nucleus; cytoplasm. The record is from RefSeq and is a predicted model, not a curated record. NCBI's taxonomy places the organism in Eukaryota, Oomycota, Saprolegniomycetes, Saprolegniales, Verrucalvaceae. Gene Ontology annotation, biological process: tRNA wobble adenosine to inosine editing. Bases 1 to 846 code for a protein of 281 amino acids. Gene Ontology annotation, molecular function: tRNA-specific adenosine-34 deaminase activity. The transcript has a single exon.